Fonsecaea multimorphosa CBS 102226 is the source of this 312-nucleotide messenger RNA. RefSeq lists its product as uncharacterized. The record is from RefSeq and is a predicted model, not a curated record. Lineage: Eukaryota; Fungi; Ascomycota; Eurotiomycetes; Chaetothyriales; Herpotrichiellaceae. The transcript has a single exon. The coding region runs from base 1 to 312 and encodes 103 amino acids.
AUGUCUUCUUCUCGUUCUAAUUCUCCUGCUCCAUCCCUCCUGCAACAACAAUUCCACACCCUCCUGCACUCACGCACAUACCCCAAGACGCUCUGCCCCUCGGAAGUCGCGCGCUCGCUGUCCCCAUCAGACCUCUCCGCGCUGGGCGUCAGUCACUGGCGCGAUCUCAUGCCGCGGCUACGCGAGAUGGCGUUCGAAGCCCGGGAUCGCGACGAGGUGGAUGUGUUGCAGCGUGGAGAGCUGGUUAGCGGGGAGAGGCGCAUGGAGGACGUUACGGGGCCGAUAAGGGUCAGGUUACGGAGGAAAACGUGA